This is a messenger RNA of Boleophthalmus pectinirostris (great blue-spotted mudskipper), 2190 nucleotides long. RefSeq names its product synaptic vesicle glycoprotein 2A. The transcript has 12 exons. NCBI's taxonomy places the organism in Eukaryota, Metazoa, Chordata, Actinopteri, Gobiiformes, Gobiidae. The record is from RefSeq and is a predicted model, not a curated record. Gene Ontology annotation, molecular function: transmembrane transporter activity. Gene Ontology annotation, biological process: transmembrane transport; chemical synaptic transmission. Gene Ontology annotation, cellular component: membrane. Bases 1 to 2190 code for a protein of 729 amino acids.
AUGGAGGAUGACAGCCGAUACAGGGAUGGCCGCUCGGAAUUCAUCCGCGGGGCCAAGGACAUCGCCAAGGUGGCCAAGAAGCAGGUGGGAAAGAAGGUUGGGCGGGGCAUGGACCGAAUGGCGGAUGAGUACACACGACGUUCUUACAAGCGCUUUGAGGAGGAGGACGAUGAUGAUGACUACGGUGUGAGUGGAGAUGCAGGGUACUACCAUAGUGACAGCCGUGGAGAUGAGGAUGCACACAGUGACUCCACUGAGGGUCACGAUGAAGAGGAUGAGAUCUAUGAAGGAGAGUACCAGGGUAUUCCCCGGGCAGAGGGGAAGGGCCCUGGGCUGGAUGUGCCCCCACAGACCUAUAGGGACCUAGCUGUGGCAGAGGGAGAGCGCAGAAAGGACCAGGAGGAGCUGGCAGAGCAGUACGAGACCAUCCUCCAGGAGUGUGGACACGGCAAGUUCCAGUGGACCCUGUACUUCUGCCUGGGGCUGGCCCUCAUGGCGGAUGGAGUGGAGAUCUUUGUGGUGGGCUUCGUGCUUCCCUUCGCAGAGAAGGAUAUGUGUCUUUCUGAGCCCAACAAGGGCAUGCUGGGGCUGAUCGUAUACCUGGGCAUGAUGGUGGGUGCAUUUGUGUGGGGCGGGCUGGCAGACAGGAUCGGCCGCAGACAGACACUCCUCAUCUCUCUGUCCAUCAACAGCGUGUUUGCCUUCUUCUCAUCAUUCGUACAGGGCUACAGCUCCUUCCUGUUCUGCCGCCUGGCCUCAGGAGUGGGCAUUGGUGGCUCCAUUCCCAUAGUCUUCUCCUAUUAUUCUGAGUUCCUGGCCCAGGAGAAGCGAGGGGAGCAUCUGAGCUGGCUCUGCAUGUUCUGGAUGAUUGGAGGUAUCUAUGCAUCAGCGAUGGCUUGGGCAAUCAUCCCACACUACGGUUGGAGCUUCCAGAUGGGCUCUGCAUACCAGUUCCACAGCUGGAGGGUCUUUGUGCUGGUGUGUGCCUUUCCCGCUGUGGCCGCUAUCUCUGCCCUGACCACCAUGCCAGAGAGCCCACGCUUCUUCCUUGAGAAUGGGAAACAUGAUGAGGCCUGGAUGAUCCUGAAACAGGUCCAUGACACCAAUAUGAGGGCCAAGGGAUAUCCUGAACGCGUCUUCUCUGUGACCACCAUAAAGACUGUGAAGCCUCGGGAUGAGCUGGUGGACAUGGGAGAUGGUGCACCCUGGUAUGACAAGUGGAGGAUAAAACUCACAGCACUGUUCCAUCAGGUGUGGGAAAACUUCCAGGCUGUGUUCUCUCCUCAAUACCGCCGCACCACCUACAUGAUGAUGGCUGUCUGGUUUUCCAUGUCCUUCAGUUACUACGGCCUGACAGUGUGGUUCCCUGACAUGAUCAAGUACCUUCAGAAGCAAGACUACGCCUCCCGCACUAAGGUCUUCAUGAAGGAGAAGGUGGAGCAUGUCACCUUCAACUUCACCCUGGAGAACCAGAUCCACCGUCAGGGAGCCUACUUCAAUGACAGGUUUGUCAAUCUGAAGAUGAAGUCUAUGGUCUUUGAGGACUCACUGUUUGAGGAGUGUUAUUUUGAGGACGUGACUUCUAGUAACACCUUCUUCAAGAACUGCACUUUCAUUGCCACGGUCUUCUACAACACAGAUCUGUUCAAGUAUCGGCUCAUCAAUAGUAAGCUGAUCAAUAGUACCUUCAGGCACAACAAGGAGGGCUGUCUGCUCAGUGAUGUAGGGGAUGACAACAACGCUUACAUGGUGUACUUCGUCAGUUUCCUCGGUACACUGGCAGUCUUGCCGGGGAACAUUGUGUCUGCACUGCUCAUGGACAAGAUUGGGCGCCUGCGAAUGUUAGCGGGCUCCAGUGUGAUCUCCUGUGUCAGCUGCUUCCUGCUCUCCUUCGGAAACAGUGAAUCAGCCAUGAUCGCUCUGCUCUGUCUCUUUGGAGGCAUCAGCAUUGCCUCCUGGAACUCUCUGGAUGUCCUGACCGUGGAGCUGUACCCCUCAGAUAAGAGAACCACGGCCUUUGGGUUCCUGAAUGCUCUGUGUAAGUUGGCAGCGGUCCUGGGCAUCAGUAUCUUCACCUCCUUUGUGGGCAUCACUAAAGCCGUGCCAAUCCUCUUUGCCUCUGGAGCACUGGCCGCCGGCAGCUUUCUGGCUCUCAAACUCCCAGAAACCAGGGGCCAGGUGCUCAAAUAG